UUCAAAACGGAGCUCGACUAGGCUUCCCUUUCCCUCCCUCCAGCCCAUUCAAUUCCCACACGAAGCGGCUCUAUAUAACACUCGCCACCAGUGCUCCUCUAAUCUGCUUCAAGCAACGAACCGGCUCCGGCUUGGCGUCGCUGGCUGACGAGCUAGCGUUGGCAAUGGACCACGGCGGCAGCGGGGGAGGGAGGAGCAGCAGCCGCCUCCGGGACCGCCUGGCCCGGAUGUUCCGCCCGGCCUCGCUGCUCCGCUCCACCUGCAACACCACCGCCUCCACCUGCUCCUCCUCCUCUUCCUCGUCGACCGCCGUCCCCGGCGCCGCGGGGUCCUCCACCAAGGCGCCGCCGCCGGCCUCCGCGUGCUCCUCCAGCCGCGCGCUGCUCGCCGCGGACGCCGCCGUCGCGCGCGACGGCAGGGACUCCUUCCUCGCCUCCUCCCGCCGCGACUUCGCGUCCCUCGUCGCCCGCACCGAGUCCUUCUCCACCGCCGUCGACCGCCUCCACCGCCGCGCCGGCGUCGCGCCGGCGCCGCCCUCGCGCUUCUCCGUCGACGCGCCGCCCACCAAGGAGAAGGAGAAGAGCCCGCGCGAGUACCGCCUCGGUGUCGGCGGCGGCGGCGGCGUCAAGAGCACCAGCGACAAGAUGAAGACGAAGCUGCUCUCCAACCCCUACGGCUUCAGCAGCUCCGACGACGCCCACAGCGACGUCUUCACCAGCGACGCCGAGGACCUCGCCGCCCGCGGCGGGCCGGCAAGCAGCAAGAAGCUGGGCGAGUCGGCGGAGACAUUCUUCUGCUCCUCGCGGAGCUUCUCCUCCGACUCCUCCGAGUUCUACACCAACACCAAGAAGAAGAAGAAGACCAAGAACAGGAAGAUGAACAACAAGUCCCCGGCAGCCACAGCCGCCUGUAGUAAGCCGCCGCCGAAGCCUCAGAAGCGGGGCCAGGUCCAGACCGCCGGCAGGCGGCACCACCGCCGCGCGGCGAGCAGCGCCUGCGACACGUGCGGCGUGCGGGACGGGUUCCGCCCCGUGGUGUGCGCGGCGGAGGAGCAGGUGCGCAAGGGGUUCGCGGUGGUGAAGCGGUCGCGGGACCCCUACGCCGACUUCCGGUCGUCCAUGGUGGAGAUGAUCGUGGGGCGGCAGCUGUUCGGCGCGCCGGACAUGGAGCGCCUCCUCCGCUCCUACCUCUCCCUCAACGCGCCGCGCCACCACCCCGUUAUCCUCCAGGCAUUCUCCGACAUCUGGAUCGUCGUCCACGGCGGCUAGCGCCUCUAGCUUGCUGACCACCACCUCCAUCAUCAAUAAGCUCAACAAUCUUCUUCUUCUUGGUUGCUUAAUCAUGUCUCGCGCGGAUGUAGAAGCUCUAUCUACGUGUUAAUUAUUAACUAAGCUUGCAUUGCUGUGAUCUGCUACUACUGUUGGUGAGUAAUCGAUUUGAUAUUAGUUUUGAUGACGA
Setaria italica (foxtail millet) is the source of this 1458-nucleotide messenger RNA. RefSeq names its product transcription repressor OFP7. The coding region runs from base 165 to 1268 and encodes 367 amino acids. Gene Ontology annotation, biological process: negative regulation of DNA-templated transcription. The transcript has a single exon. The record is from RefSeq and is a predicted model, not a curated record. NCBI's taxonomy places the organism in Eukaryota, Viridiplantae, Streptophyta, Magnoliopsida, Poales, Poaceae.